AUGUUGUUAUUUACCAAAACAUGCAUUCUUUUAGUUUUCAUCAGCAUAAAAAGAGUUUUUUCAGAUAAUAACGAAAUUUUAGAUCUUAUUCAAAUAUUUUCUCCUUUGCAUGAUGAAGAUCCAUUGUUUUUAUACGAAUUUAUUAAUGAGGAAUAUCAUCAUCAAUUAAACAAAAAAGUUUACGACCUAAAACUUAAACUAGAAAAUAAUAAAAAACAUUUAUCUUAUUAUCUUGCAGCUUUUUUAACUUCGAACGACUUUCAUAACAGCAACAAUUGCAUAACAAAACUAAAAAAACUCUGUAUUAGUGAAGUAAAAAUAUUGAAUAGUGAUAUUUCUCGUAUUUGUAGUAAUCCUCAACCACUAUGUGCUUUAAAUACUCAAAUGUCUAGUAUGGUAGAGGAAAUUAAAAAUCUUUUGGAUAGUAAAAAAACAAAUUAUCAUAAUCGAUGUAGCAAACUGCAAACAGAUUGUUUUUUCUUAGGACAACACUAUCCAGAUCUUUCUACAAAAUGCGAUAAACUAAAAGAAUAUUGUUAUAAUGAGGCCCGCAUGGAAAUAACAAAAGUAAUUAUGAAUAGGUUUUUGAAAGAAACACAUAAUUACUCUUCUUGUUUAGAAAAACUCAAAGGAAAAUGUCUAUUAUUUAGUCAUCAAAGUCCAGAGUUUUUUAGUUUAUGUAUUAAUAGUUCUAAUAUUUGUAAAAAAAUUAUUUCAGAAACUAAAGAGAAUUGUCAAAAUCUUCAAAAUCAAUUUUUAUUGAAACAUAUAGAAACAACAUAUCAGAACUGCAUGGUUUGGUUAAAAAAAUGCUAUUAUAACGUUUUGGAUUGUCGAAAUAUUUAUCAUAUGUGCCGUUUAUUUCAAACAAAUUGUGCAGAAAAUGGUUUUUUUUUCAAUUUUAACAUUAAUUAUGAUUUUAAUCUUAAAAAUUUACCUAUCGAUGUUGACGAAAACACAAUUCAAUACGGCUAUGAAAAGUUAAAUCAAUUAGGUAUUUAUAUUGAUAAAAUGCCAUUACUUCCGAAUGAAGUAGUUGCUAGUAUUUUAAUUCAACGUGUUAAUGCACAAGCCAAUGAGUGCGAAAAAGAAUUAAAUAAAAAAUGCCCUUUAGCAGGUUAUUUAGAUGUUUUUAAAAAUGUAUGUAAUAAAACUAACAGUAAACAUGAUGUUUGCACAAAGAUAUAUUAUAAUAGUCAAUACUAUUUUAGAUCUUAUUUAAGAAAAAUCAAUGAUAAUAAUUUUUUAUCAAUUCCACAAAGUUUUUUUUCAAAAAAAUCUGUGGAAUACUUACCACUAUGUUAUUUUUUUAAUAAACAAUUUAAUACCUGGGUCAAAAAUGAUUUCUGUAGAACAGUACGGCUUACCUGUUAUCAAACAGAUUUAGAAACAGAAACUGAUAUGAUUUUAAUAAGGAAAUUAAAUGAAAAAAUAGGCUCAAUAGAUUAUGGAUCUUCGGGUUAUAGCCUAACUAAGAAUUGCAAAGCGCGUCUUUCUCUAAUAUGUAAAGAAGUUAUGUAUUACAAUUAUUAUAUACUACGCAAAUGUUUGCAUCUACAAGAAACGUGUACAAAAUUAACACUCCUUGUUGAUAAGAAAUGUGAUAAAUUAGGAGAGACUCUAAAAAAGAUGAAUGAGUAUACAAUUACUUCUUGUAGAAAGCAAAGAAAAGAAUGCGAUAAUUUGAAAUUAUGUUCAACAUCUAUUGUAAGUUUAUGUCGAAACCUCAAAAGAUACUGCAGUGAUAUGGAUGAACUUAACAAGAUAAGAUUAGAAAUACUGAAAAAUAGUAGCGUUUUAUUACAAAGUCUGCCAAUUUGUGUCAGUCAUCUUGAAAGCUAUUGUUCAAAAAAUCGUCUACGUUAUACUUAUAUGUGUACUAAUAUAUUAAAGGCAUGUAAAGAAAUACUCAAUGAGAUGAAGGAAGAUUGUGGAAAAUUAUUACGACAUAUUGAUAAUUAUAAAAAAUUUCUUAAUAGAGUAUCUUAUACAACUUAUAGUCCUUGUCCUCAUCUCAUGCAUUACUGUGUUUUGUAUAUAGGGGCUUGUCCUUCUUUGAAUAGUCUCUGUUCUAAAAUUGCUGAAAAGUGUAAUGCUGUAUCAGAAAAAACUAAGGAUCUUAGUGCAUUAGCUAAGGCAUUUGGAGGAAUAUCUAGUAUUUCUGAAUGUAAAGAAAAAAUGAAAGAAUGCAAAAAUUCUACAGACCAAAAGAAAAAACAACAGUGCAACAGCUCUAUUCAAUGUGAAACUUUAAUAUCAUAUUUAGAAAAAAUAUGUGAUACACUCGCAUUAAAAGCAUUUAUAUAUUAUUAUACUAAAUUUGAUUCUAGCACAGAGUGUAAAAAAAUAAAAUCUUUAUGUUCAUCUAUAGGGUCUUCUUGUUCUGGGAUUAACAAUAGAGUUUCUUAUGUAUGCAGUAAUCUUACUGUUAAAUGCAAGCCACCAUCACCACCACCACUACCGCCACCACCGCCACCGCCACCGCCACCGCCACCACAACCACAACCACAACCACAACCACCAGUACCACCAGUACCACCAGUACCAUCACCACCAGUACCAUCGCCACCAGUACCACCACCACCAGUACCACCACCACCAGUACCACCACUACCAGUACCACAACCGCAGCCACCAAAACCACCACAACCACAACCACAUCCACAGCCACCACCGCCACUACCAAAGCCAUCAGAACCAAAACCAUCAAAACCAAAACCAAAACCGACAAAUUCAACUACAAGCUUAACUACAAGUUUACCGACUACAGAUUCAUCACCUGCAGCUCCGCCAACUACAUCAAGCUCACCGACUACACAUAUACCAACUACAGACACAUCGGAUAUAUACACGUCAAUUACAGGCACAUUGGAGACAAGUACAUUAGAUACAGACACAUUAAUUACAGAUACAUCUACAGACACAUCUACAGACACAUUUACAGAGACAUCUACAGACACAUCUAUAGACACAUCUACACAUGCAUCUACACGUACAUCUACAGACACAUCUACACGUACAUCUGCACGCACAUCUACACGCACAUCUAAAGAUACAUCGAUUACACGUUCAUCAACAUCCACACAUUCAAGACAUAAACCAACAAUAUCACCAAGUGACCAUGGAGAAGGCUAUGGACUCAAAGCACAGGGAUUACAAAUGAUAAAAUUGAUUUUGGAAAUUGUAGGAAUAAUAUUGGGACUAUGGAUAAUUAUUUAA
Molecule: messenger RNA, 3219 nt
Organism: Pneumocystis jirovecii RU7
Lineage: Eukaryota; Fungi; Ascomycota; Pneumocystomycetes; Pneumocystales; Pneumocystaceae
Exons: 2
Coding region: 1-3219 (1072 amino acids)
Source: RefSeq, a predicted model, not a curated record